ACCUGUCAAAAUCGCGUAGACGAUCUUGCUGGUUGAUUCUACAAUUUUCUUUCAUUCGCAGAACCUAGCGGGUGCAACACACACACUGAUUUAGACAAUGAAAACGACUCAAAUUGCCCAGUACGCCCUUCGACUCACCUAUUCGCAGCCAGCGAACCGUGAGAAGAUGAUGUCUAGAUCCGCGCUCGCCCUAGCUGCCAUCGGACUCGGUCUGUCCACCUUCAGCGUACGCCAGAUGGUUCUGAACCAGACCAGACGAUUCUAAACAAUGCCAACAUGCAAAAACAAAACGCCAAAAGGUUAACAAUAUUCACUAUGGCAACACUGUGAGCGUUCGCGCGCUCCAUAGUAUUAUUACUCGCCUAUCUUUUUAAAAAUGGCUGCGUGAUGCUAACCUUUUUAUUUAAGUCGAAUGUUUGUUUGAAAAAAAAAUGUAAAUGGAAUGAUUAUGGAUAAAAAUCGUAAUUUAUUUUUUUAAUUGUUCUUUGUGCAAUGGAAUGUCUGCUCAGCCGUUAGGUAAUUUUGAAUUAAAUGUAGGAUGGAAUUGUUUACGAUGGCGCGGCCGCGUGGUCUAACUUUUUAAUAGUUUUUUUUUUAUAUUUCUUUUAUGCAGAGAUUAUUUUUGAGAUAUUUUUAAACCUUAAUGACCACACCCUAGAAUGAAAAUUUCUCAAAAUGACGACUAAUGCAAUUUCCAGUGGUAAUUUUGAGAAAUGUCUGAAAUGAUCGAAUGUAGAUAAAGCAGUCGGACCUUGAGGUUAUCUUUAUGUGGUGUAGUGGAUGUCCCACCGAUUUGCUAAUAGAUAGAUAUUAGGGCACCAGAACAUAAAGUACCUUUAGGAAAAGUAGACCAUGUUGAUUCUAGGUCUGCUAAGAAAAUAUCGGAAUAUCGAUAUUUAAGCAGUAUUCUUGGAUGUGGCCGUUUAAGUACGUUUGUCUCAAAAUUUGCCCCAAUUUAUUUAAUUUUCGGACGUAAAAUGCCAUUUUACAAGUAUUGUCAACACACAUAAACAUAUAUUUUUCUACGAG
This is a messenger RNA of Leguminivora glycinivorella, 1029 nucleotides long. RefSeq lists its product as uncharacterized. The transcript has 3 exons. The record is from RefSeq and is a predicted model, not a curated record. The coding region runs from base 98 to 265 and encodes 55 amino acids. NCBI's taxonomy places the organism in Eukaryota, Metazoa, Arthropoda, Insecta, Lepidoptera, Tortricidae.